Messenger RNA from Arctia plantaginis, 1488 nucleotides. Lineage: Eukaryota; Metazoa; Arthropoda; Insecta; Lepidoptera; Erebidae. The record is from the annotation of a GenBank genome assembly.
AUGGGUCGUUCUAAAGGAUAUCAGGAUUUGGACGAUAGCCAUGUCCGACCACGAUCUCCAGCCUCCGCGAUGCCUCCUCCUCAAGAAAUUGAAAUGGCAUCAGUUUCCGUAGUCCCUGAUGAUACCUUCACUGUUACCCAAGCAGUAAAUGCUCUUGGUUUUGGCUGGUUUCAAGUGAAACUGUCUCUGUUCACUGGACUGUGUUGGAUGGCAGAUUCAAUGGAAAUGACAAUACUAAGCAUUUUGUCACCUGCAUUGCACUGCGAGUGGAAUAUCAGCAAGUACCAACAAGCAUUAACAACAACUAUAGUUUUUUUAGGCAUGAUGCUUAGCUCUACAUUUUGGGGUAAUAUCAGUGAUCGUUACGGAAGAAAAACUGCUCUAAGCAUGUGUGGAGUAUUACUAUUCUACUAUGGAUUACUAAGCUCGAUAGCGCCAAACUUCCUGUGGUUAUUAUUUCUGAGGAGUCUUGUUGGAUUUGCUAUAGGAUGUGUACCACAAUCUGUUACACUAUACGCGGAGUUUUUACCUACAAAACAAAGAGCGAAAUGUGUUGUUCUUCUGGAUUGUUUCUGGGCGCUGGGUGCAUGUUUGGAAGUAGCAUUAGCGCUGGUGGUAAUGCCGUCGCUUGGAGUACACUGGCUACUUGCAUUAUCGACCAUUCCGCUGCUCAUGUUUGCACUUAUAUCACCUUGGCUACCAGAGUCCGCUAGAUUCCACGUUGCUAGUGGAGAACCCGAUAAAGCUUUAGCUACUCUGGAACAGAUAGCUCAAAACAACGGUAGGCCCAUGUUAUUGGGCCGAUUGGUGUGCGACGACUCAGUGGGCAUCGGCCAGCGCGGCCGGUUGAAGCAUCUUCUCAUACCACACCUGAGGAACACUAGCUUACUGCUCUGGUUUAUAUGGAUGUCGUGCGCGUUCUGCUACUACGGGCUGGUGCUGAUGACGACGGAGCUGUUCGAGACGUCCCCGGGCGGCCUCGAGGAGGCGUGCGCGGCCGACUGCCGCCCGCUGCAGACCACGGACUACAUGGACCUGCUGUGGACCACGCUCGCCGAGUUCCCCGGUAUAUUCGCUACAAUAUUCAUUAUUGAAAAAUUUGGUCGCAAGAAAACUAUGGCUACGCAAUUUGUUAUAUUCGCAAUGUGUGUCUGCGUUUUAAUCUAUAAUGGAAACCGUACAUUCCUGACGUGUGUGCUGUUCGUUGCAAGAGGUAUCAUCGCCGGACUCUUUCAAGCUGCCUAUGUGUAUACCCCAGAGGUGUACCCGACUGCGCUCCGAGCAACUGCAGUUGGCGCUUGCAGUGCUGUGGCGAGGCUGGGGGCCAUGAUUACACCUUAUGUCGCACAGGUGUUACUGAAGAAUUCAAUAGUGAUAGCAACCAGCGUAUACUCUCUAGUCGCCGUGUUGGCAGCUGGUGCCUGCCUGGCCUUACCUAUCGAAACCAAGGGCAGGGAACUGAGGGACACCGUCACGGUAACGACAUAG